Messenger RNA from Postia placenta MAD-698-R-SB12, 1044 nucleotides. RefSeq lists its product as hypothetical. The coding region runs from base 1 to 1044 and encodes 347 amino acids. Gene Ontology annotation, cellular component: endoplasmic reticulum membrane. Gene Ontology annotation, biological process: phospholipid biosynthetic process. The transcript has 8 exons. Gene Ontology annotation, molecular function: glycerone-phosphate O-acyltransferase activity; glycerol-3-phosphate O-acyltransferase activity. NCBI's taxonomy places the organism in Eukaryota, Fungi, Basidiomycota, Agaricomycetes, Polyporales, Adustoporiaceae. The record is from RefSeq and is a predicted model, not a curated record.
AUGCAGGAUGGGGCGGCCGCAUUGACGCGGUACAGGUCCCGGCGUACGGCCUCGACAAGCCCUGCUUCAAUCGUCUUCCGUGUGAGGGGCGUCUCAGCAUCGCUAACCCGCUUGUUCUCGAGAGCCACUUACAUGCGAAAGGCGCCGCGCACCGUCUCGCCGUACGCCAAGCGGAGCGCCGCGCCGCGGGACUCACCAAUGCGCGACCUUUGCGCGAUUCUAUCCCCCGACCCUGCGCAGAUCAUCCUGCUCGACCAGCCUGGCUUCCAGACGAAGGGUCCUCCGGACUCGGCGUCCGUGUAUUUCGGUGGUCCUGGCCCGCUGCUUUCGCCUCAUGACCAAGCCGGCUUUGACGAGUUCUGCAUCAACUUUGCCAAUGAAGUGAUACUCUCGUACAUCAUCCGCCACACGUUCGAAGACUCUGUCGGUUACAGGAGUCAAAUGACCGGCGAUGGUAUCUCCUUGGCACCCAUCACGACUAUGGACAACUCGGCAUUCAUUGACGCUUCUGGGUGGCGCGCAGCUCAAGCGGCACAUUGUGCAGGUCUUGGAUGGUGCCGCUAUGCGAAGUUAGUGAGGGAGCACCCGGAGCAGAUCAAAGCAGGCGCGGAAUGCGUCGUGGUCGUCACCGCCGCGAUUGUGUAUACGAACAAAACGAAGUAUCGCAGCACUGCUAUCAUGGAAUUUGGACUACCGAUCGCUCUAAACGCGUAUAUUGAGCAAUUCAUGUCCACAGAGGAAGGCGCACCCCGCGCGGCUGUGAAACGCCUCACCGCUACCAGCGAGCAGCAGCUCAUUGAGGCCACAAUCAACGCACCCGACUGGGAUACACUCUAUGCAGCAUGCAUGGCGCGUGACCUGCUCUGGGUUGACGAGAAAGCAAUCAACCUCGACGAGUUUGUCGCCAUCUCCCAGACGCUUGUCGAUUUAUUCUCAACGCCCGAUCUCGUCCCCAAUUUCAUCUCCAUUCGGCGGCACCUGCUCACACACUACUCGCUUUUGCAAUCCACGGGUCUCUCGCCGCUGCUCUUGCGGUGCGUGUGA